Penicillium daleae is the source of this 1311-nucleotide messenger RNA. RefSeq names its product serine/threonine-protein kinase. Gene Ontology annotation, biological process: protein phosphorylation; intracellular signal transduction. Gene Ontology annotation, molecular function: protein serine/threonine kinase activity; ATP binding. The transcript is spliced from 2 exons. The record is from RefSeq and is a predicted model, not a curated record. The coding region runs from base 1 to 1311 and encodes 436 amino acids. Lineage: Eukaryota; Fungi; Ascomycota; Eurotiomycetes; Eurotiales; Aspergillaceae.
AUGUAUCCGACCGAACUACCAACGCCUCCCCUCUCGCCCGUCCCCCGCUGCUAUGCUCCCGAGGACCGAUUAGGAUUCAUCUUGGCCAACCGGCUGGAACUCACUGGGAUCCUCGGUGUCGGUGCCUAUGGAGUUGUAUAUACUGCCUUGGACAUCCACACGCAUAUCCAAUAUGCCGUCAAGGCCCUCAACAAGUCUGGGCUGGAUCCCCGACAACUCAAAUAUCAACAGCGCGAAAUUCGUCUCCACCACCAGGCCAGCCAACAUCCCAAUGUGGUCUCCCUUGUUCGCAUCAUGGAUUCCGUGGACUGUACCUACGUCGUGAUGGAGUUUUGCCCCGAGGGCGACUUGUUCUCCAGCAUCACCGACAAGGGCCACUUUGUCGGGAAUGACCCCUUGGUCAAGCGUGUGUUCCUCCAACUCCUGGAUGCCGUACAGUUCUGCCAUUCCAUGGGGAUUUACCACCGGGAUCUGAAGCCGGAGAACGUUCUGGUGACCGACCAGGGCAUGACGGUCAAGCUCGCCGACUUUGGCCUCGCGACCGAGGAUUACUUCACCUCGGACUUUGGUUGCGGUUCCACUUUCUACAUGUCGCCUGAAUGUCAACAAUCCCACCCCCGCCCCUUGUCCUGCUACGCCUCGGCCGCCAAUGACGUCUGGAGUCUUGGUGUGAUGCUGGUCAACCUGACUUGUGGUCGCAACCCCUGGAAGCGCGCCUCGCUCGAGGAUUCCACUUUCCGGGCCUACCUCAAGGAUCCAUUCUUCCUCAAGUCCAUCUUGCCCCUGUCCACGGAGAUGGUCUACAUUCUGAGCCGUGUCUUUGAGCGCGACCCAGCCAAGAGGAUCACCAUCCCGGAACUGCGACAGCUGAUCGUGGACUGCCCCCGGUUCACCGACUCAGUUAUGACUACAGCCCCGGCCCCAGCUCAACCGUCCCCAGUCCAGGUUCUGCAACCCCAGGUCCAGGUCCCCACUGCCUGGGACCGUCUUCAAGGCCCUAUUCCCUAUUCUCAGGUUCCGUUCACUAUGCCCGUGGAUCUGGAUCACCAGCAGCUUCCUAUGCAUGCCCAACCUUCCGGAUCGUCCUCGGAUUCCUCGCACUACUCGGACUUUUCCGAGUCUGCAGUUUCCGACACGUCUGCCCUCACCGAGGACUACUCUGAUUACUCCGACUACAAUUGUAUGUCGCCAGUUUCCUCGGAGCAGGUGCAAGUACCCGACUGCAAGGUUGUCUUCCCUCAUCCCAUCUGCGUGGAGCACCCCGUUCCCGUGGAUGUCUUCGCUGCUGGCGCCCCAAUCCAGGUUUGCUGA